GCACAAGCAAGCGCACGCACGCACGCGCGGCUUUCUCUCUCCUCCCCCUCUCUCUCCCCUUCACCUCCGCACCCAACAAUGGCGCAGCCAGAGAAGGUCUCGUAAUCCAAAGCGGCCCGCCUCGAAUCCCCUCGCGCAGCCGCCGCCGCCGCUCGAUCCCCGCGGCGUCGCGCGGGGUCACCGGAGGAGAGCCGCCUAACAAGCCCCUCGCGAGCCCCCUGGGGGUAUUCUGCUCCAGCCGGAAGGAAUCCGCGGUGGAAGGCCGCCUUCGAACUCGCGGAGAGGAGAUUUUACCCGAGGGUUUCGAUUCCGAGCUUGGGAUGUACGGUCAGGGAGGGAACUUCAAUCCGCAGUAUCGGCAUGCUGCGCCACCGCCGCCGCCGCAGCAAGCUGGGGUAACGGGUGGCUUCCCUCAGCAACCACUACCACCGCCGCCGCCGCGAAUGGCACAGUAUCCGCAGCCGCCAGCAAUGGCGGCGCCGCCGCCUGGACCGUACCAGCACAGGAUGCCACUGGUUCAGAACCAGGCCUACCCUUUUGCCCAGAUGCAUCAGAUGCCAAUGCUACCUCAGCAGAGGGGUUACGCCCAGAUGCCAAUGCCAGGGCCGCCAUCGCAGCCGCCGCCUCCACAAGCUAUGUAUCAGGCCCAUCCUCAGUAUCCCAUGCCAGGGUCUCUCCCUCCACCGCCGCCACGGCCACCAAGCUUUGCUCCAGAGAAUGCGCUGCCACCAUCUAGCCCCCCGCCUCCAUCUCCCCCACCACCACCACCGUCUUCUCCACCUCCUGUGCCCCCUUCACCAACCGCUGCCCCCACAACUGGGCAGUCAUGGAAUUCAGAGCCAGAAAGAAAAGAAGGUGCCACUGCCACAGAUGUUGGUCAUGAUGUCAAAACUGAGAAGGUGACUAAUCAGCUAAUUGUCUCUGAUGACUCGGAUAUGGAUAUGGAUGCUGACGAGGACUCUCCAUCAAGGGAACAUGUCAGUCCAAUCAAUUCUUCACUUGCAACUGCUGAAUGUACUGGAAAUGUUAACACGCGAAAGCCUGCGUGUGAUGUUUCUAACCUUGUCAAGGACAGUGGUGGUAAGGCUAAAACUACAAAUGUAACUGAUGAAGGUAGGAGCACAUUCCAACUAAUUCAAGGCUAUGCCUCAGAUGACAGUGAAGAUGAGGAUGGUGCUUGUGCUGUCAGCAACCUUGUGCCAUUGACUGAAAAUAAUGAGCCUGUUCAUUCAAUUGGUACAAAUCCUGAUAUUGGCCAUCAACUCCUUACUGAAGCUGCUCCUUGCACUGAGAGAAGUUUGGAGGAUCGAGAGCAUCAACUCAUGAGUAAGAGCAAUCCAGUGAAACAUGAUUCAGAUGAACUUGGACAUCCAGUCAAAGAAGAUUUAAGUGGCAAUGAUUCUGAUAGAGGGCAACAGACUAGAAGACAUGGCAGGAGCCAGUGGAAACGAAGCCGUGGCCAGUCACCUCAGGGCAGGAGGAGCUGUAGCCCUCUGUCCCAAAGUUUAUCAUCUGGAAGGCAAAGCAAUUCUCCACUUGCUAAGCGGGCUAAUCUACUCGAGAGCAAAUCACCAGAUGGAGUGGGUCAGACUUUCAGGGCACAACCUGGCGUCAAGCUUGGUAUAAGCAAGGAUGGAUUCUACAACGACAAACAUGAUUCCCCUGUAAAAGUUGCCACUCCUUUUGAUAUUCAUCCUGCUGGAGGGCACAUUUCAGGAGAUAGAAUAUCUGAGCAAGAUGGCCUGAUGGGAACAAAGAAGUUUAAUGGUUCUCCAGAUGAUAUAGAUUGUAACGAGAAAACGAAUGAUGCAUCUGUUGGUUCCUUUGGACCACAUGGUCAUGGUGCAGUUUUAACUUGUGGACCUUCUCAAUCAGUUGCUUCUUCUGCAAAUGGUUCUGAUCCUCAUAAGAUGCAAAGGUCAGGCCGUGCAUCAAUACCUCAAUCAGACAUGGAUAAAUCAUCUCUGGGUGCUCAUCAAAGUCUUUCGAGUCAACCUCCAGGAAUCUCAUUUGCAACAGUACAUGCUACUGAGAAGAAUAUGAUGUGUGAUGUGCUCCAACCUCAUUCUCAGAAUUUAUGUCCUCCUGGACAGAUGCCAUCUGGUUUGAGACCAGCUCAUAUACCAUCCUCAAAUAUAACCCCACUCCCAGGGCAACAGUUACUUUCGACUCCAGAAUUUCCUCAGAUGCACUUCCAGCCUAAUGUUAUGGCACCAGCUAAUGAGUUUCUGCAGAGUCAGAUGCAAACCUAUCCUGCACCAGAUCUGCCUCAUCCUAGGCCAUUGGAUUUCCAUCCUCAUACUCUCCAGCCAGUUGUCCCUCCUCAUCAGCAGCCUGCUGCCAUGGUUCACUCCUCUUUCCAAAGAUUCACACCAAAUCUACCAGGAAGUACUGAAUUUGGUGCUAUAUCUGAUACUGAUCUGCCUAAAUCAUCUAUCAAGCCCCACUACAACCCUUUUGCGUCUACCUUUGAACAAACAGAUCCGACUCUAAAUAUUGGCUGUGAUGUUAUCCCAAAUCCAGUUGAGUCUGCUUCAACAAAAGCAGCAGAACACGCGAAUGCACUGUCACCUUUUGGUCUGUCGGUUCCUGGAUCUGGAACUCAUGUGCGUGAGAAUUCUGCGGAAGUUGUUUCCAGUCGGCAAAAGCAGCCUCAUCGUGAAUUCACUUCUAGUGCUCCCUAUGAUCCACUGCUCGACAGUAUUGAACCCUCAAGCAGUUCAAUCAACAAAAUGGAUCUUGGUCGAGAGGCAAAUCUGAGUGCUAGCAAUCAUAAUGCAUCUAAAAUUGUGAACAUAGAAGUGGAGAGUAAAAAUAUGCAUGGCCUGGGGCUUGUUGCUGAAUCGGAAGUUGAAGAAUUUGGAGAGGUGGCAGCAGAUACUGAAGCAGGUGUUGUGGAUAAUUUAAGUCCUGAGCCCUUGGGUGCAAAAGACUGGAGCUCAGAUAUGCCCGGUGAUAUUGACAAUGAUGAAUCGGUGGAUAAAAAUAAGAGGACUAAGGAUUCCAGAUCAAUGAAGCUAUUUAAGGUUGCUAUUGCAGAUUUUGUUAAAGAAGUUCUUAAGCCAUCAUGGAGGCAGGGAAACAUAAGUAGAGAGGCUUUCAAAACCAUUGUCAAGAAAACAGUUGAUAAGGUUUCUAGUUCUGUCCCUAACAAUCAUAUUCCAAAAACGCCAGCCAAGAUCAAGCAGUAUGUCCAGUCCUCUCAAAAGAAAGUGACCAAACUUGUAAUGGGCUAUGUUGACAAAUAUGUGAAGCUAUAGUUGGAUCAGUAAAUGGGACUAUGAACUGGAGCAAUCAGGACAGUGUCCUUUUCCUGUUGCAGAAAUCGUGAUGGGACUAUGGACUAUGAACAGCUCACACGAAUCUGAGCUAUGCUAUGGUAUUUUGGAUCAUCAAUUUGCAGUCUUUCAGCAGUAAGGGAUUCCGGGUAAUAGUUCUGCAGAAAUGGAUGUAUUUAUCAGAAAAUCACGAGUUUACAUUGGAACAAUUGCUGCCUAGUCUUCAUAGCCUUGUAAGAUGUAUCUUUGCUCCACUGUUUCUUUUUUUCUUUUCUUUUGAGUAGUUUGCUCUACUAUUUCACCAUCAUUAGGCAAGUGAUAGUAGAACGUUCUUUAAUACUGACUGCAUGAACGCAUUGCUGAAAAGAAUUAUAUUUCUUCAAGGUAAAUGUAAAUGAUUUAAUCUUAUUGCUACUUCAAUAGUUCAAUGAACGUGUUCAUGUCUGAUUUA
Messenger RNA from Oryza sativa Japonica Group (Japanese rice), 3729 nucleotides. RefSeq lists its product as uncharacterized. The record is from RefSeq and is a predicted model, not a curated record. Lineage: Eukaryota; Viridiplantae; Streptophyta; Magnoliopsida; Poales; Poaceae.